Lactuca sativa (garden lettuce) is the source of this 2064-nucleotide messenger RNA. RefSeq lists its product as uncharacterized. Gene Ontology annotation, cellular component: intracellular membrane-bounded organelle. NCBI's taxonomy places the organism in Eukaryota, Viridiplantae, Streptophyta, Magnoliopsida, Asterales, Asteraceae. The record is from RefSeq and is a predicted model, not a curated record.
AUGGGAUUCCCUCAAGUGUCUCAGUUCAAAUACAAAUAUUCUUUGGUUUCCAAUGAAGAUUGUAAUGGGGCAAACGCAAUUGAACAUCCAGUAGCUAGUCUGGAUUCUUUAGACUUAUGUUCAAAGUUCACAUAUCGAUUCCUGAUUUACCAGAUGGAAAGUCAAGGUAGUGGCUACUCGUUUUUAUCGUUGUAUGGGUUUCAGUGUUCAGUGGAAGAAAAAAAGCUACGUUUUUUAGUAGAAUUUCAAAACACAAGUAAUACCCGUUGGGAUAAAUCUUUCAAUCCAAAUGUAACGUUAAUUGGAGAUGCAACAUGGAAUGGGCCAAAAGAAGAGCUUUGUAUAGUCGCAUGUCAUAUCUUGAAUCAAACUGACCCUUUGGGAAGUGCUCAUAUUGGAGAUUGUUCGAUCAGGCUGACCUUAUACUUCCCUGAAGUUCGGUCAAUCAUGAACACACAUACCACCGAAGGUCAAAUUUGGUCAACCAAGAAAGCGGAGGAUGUCGGGUACUUUGAACCAAUCAAGUUUCAAAGCUUUGAUCAUAGUUCGGAGUAUUACGGAUCAAUGUAUGAGUUCACAAAAUUGCAGAAAGUAAGACAAUUUUGCCCUAAAACAGAAGUUGCUAAAAGGGAAGGGGUUGAGUACCCAUCAGGGUAUAAUGGGGAUAUGAGUUUCGACAUGUCUGUCAAGUACAGAAACAUGGAUUCCAUUGGUUCUGCAAUUCCGAUCUUUGUCGGGGAGCAGUUCUACCACUCGUAUGACGCUUUCGAUUCAAAUUUUGGUUCAUGGCAGGACCCCACCAGUUACACCGGUCCCAUGAACAUCAGCUAUGAGAUUAGCUUCCGAAUGUUUGCUAAUUCGACGUCGGAAUCGGGAAGCGGGAUUUCGUCCUUAUGCUUAACCAACAAUGGUAGAGUUGAGAUAUCUGCAGAAGGGUUUUAUGAUAAUGAAACCGGAAGACUUUGUAUGGUUGGGUGUCGAAAUCUACCUUCUUCUGGGAAGAAUUCAGAAAAUGAAUCUUUCGAUUGCGAGAUUCUGGUGCAAUUCCAAUUCCCGAGUACUAAUGGCAAUAAUGGAAGUUUUUUAAUCAGGGGAAGCAUAGAAAGCUUACGUGAAAAGACAGAUGUUUUGUAUUUCGAAAGUCUAAAUGUUGUUUCUCUCACUUACACUAAACUCGAAGCCAUGGAAUCGAUAUGGAGAAUGGAUUUGGAAAUUAUACUGGACUUGAUUUCUGGGACACUUUCGUGCUUUUUUAUUGUCCUGCAAAUCUUUCAUGUGAAAAAGAAUCCGGAUAUGAUUCCUUUGAUUUCGGUUUUGAUGAUGGUGAUUCUUACACUUGGGUAUAUGGUUCCUUUAGUGUUGAAUUUCGAGGCAAUGUUUUCAGAGACUCCUUAUCUUCAAAACAUUCAACUCGAGGGUAGUGGUGGAUUGCUUGAGGUGAAUAAAGUCAUUGUUAGGAUAGUUACAAUGGUAGCUUUCACUUUGCAAUUCCGUCUCCUCCAAUUGACAUGGUCUAAAAAAUCUGGGAAUGACAAUAAUGGAAAGGGAAAGAGUCAUUGGAAUCAUGAGAUAUGGACUCUGGUCAUCUGUUUACCGGUUUAUAUUGUUGGUGGGUUGAUGAUGUUUCUAGCGAAUUGGAAGAACAAUGAUUACAUUAUCUCAAGUAAUCGAUCAAUCUGGGGUGAUUUGAGGUCUUAUGCAGGGUUAACACUAGACGGAUUCCUAUUCCCACAGAUUGUACUUAACAUGUUUAAGAUUUCAAAAGGGAAUGCUUUGUCUUAUUUGUUUUACAUAGGGAACACUUUUGUUCGAACACUACCUCAUGCGUAUGAUAUUUAUAGGAGUCAAAAAAACAUAAGUCACCAGUUUCAUCAGUUCUAUCUAUAUGCAAACCCAAGAGCAGAUUUCUAUUCACCUUCUUGGGAUGUUUUCAUUGCUUGUGGAGGUGUUGUGUUUGCAGUGAUCGUCUUCUUGCAGCAACGUUUUGGUGGUCGAUUUAUGUUUCCAAAGAGAUUCCAGGAGACUGUUGGGUAUGAAAUGGUGCCUGUGGUAAACAAUGAGUAA